UAUCCUGUCUCUUUGCAUUGUGUAGUGAUGAUGCCAAAAGAAAAGCCGCCCAUCACAGUGGUUGGAGAUGUUGGUGGAAGAAUAGCCAUCAUCGUGGAUGAUAUUAUCGAUGACGUUGAUGGUUUUGUGGCAGCUGCUGAGAUUCUGAAAGAGCGAGGCGCGUAUAAAAUAUAUGUCAUGGCUACUCAUGGUCUUCUUUCUGCCGAUGCCCCUUGUUUGAUUGAGGAGUCAGCCAUUAAUGAGGUGGUUGUAACAAAUACCAUUCCUCAUGAAGUGCAAAAACUACAGUGUCCCAAGAUCAAAACUGUCGAUGUCAGUAUGAUACUGUCUGAAGCCAUCCGUCGUAUCCACAAUGGUGAAUCCAUGUCGUACCUGUUCCGCAACAUCACAGUUGAUGACUAGCUUUUUCCUGAGUCCCCUCUCUGAGGCUGUAAAGUAUGUAGCAGACAGGUAAUGCAAGUGCAUUAUAGUACUGCCUGGAACAACUGUAAUUGCUGAGGGCACAGUCCGUUCUGCGCCUACAGAGCCUGGGUAUUUCUGUCUGUUAAAAAUAUUGUUGUGCGAGAACACAAGGGACAUCCUGCAUUCAAAUCAACAUUUUACAUAUUUACUGCAUUGUCAUUUCAUUCUGUAGAUAAAGACUGUACAGUCUGUUGAAAAUUGCUGCUUGAUGGCUGUUUUAAUGCUGUAUAUUGUCAAUAAACACCAUGCAAUUUGGUAACUCAA
Rhincodon typus (whale shark) is the source of this 726-nucleotide messenger RNA. Its product is annotated as phosphoribosyl pyrophosphate synthase-associated protein 1-like. The transcript has 3 exons. The record is from RefSeq and is a predicted model, not a curated record. Gene Ontology annotation, biological process: 5-phosphoribose 1-diphosphate biosynthetic process; purine nucleotide biosynthetic process. Gene Ontology annotation, cellular component: ribose phosphate diphosphokinase complex; cytoplasm. Bases 28 to 402 code for a protein of 124 amino acids. NCBI's taxonomy places the organism in Eukaryota, Metazoa, Chordata, Chondrichthyes, Orectolobiformes, Rhincodontidae. Gene Ontology annotation, molecular function: ribose phosphate diphosphokinase activity; magnesium ion binding.